Messenger RNA from Danaus chrysippus (African queen), 531 nucleotides. The record is from the annotation of a GenBank genome assembly. NCBI's taxonomy places the organism in Eukaryota, Metazoa, Arthropoda, Insecta, Lepidoptera, Nymphalidae.
AUGCGCAACGUAGAAAUAAAAGCCGUUGUUCAUGAUAUGGAAAAAAUCUGUAAGAUCGCUGAGGAACUUAGCGGCGGUCCACCAGAAAUAAUACAUCAGGAUGAUACGUUCUAUAAAACGAAUAAUGGUAGACUUAAAAUGAGAAUAUACGCUGAUAAGUCAGCUACACUCGUACGAUACAGCAGAAGCGACGUUUCUGGUCCAAAGCUAAGUGAUUACGAUCUUCUUGAAUUUUCUAAUAAUGAAACAGAAACAAUAAAACAAUUGGAUGAUAUCCUGCGAAAGUGUAUGGGAGCUAGAGGGAGAGUUGUAAAAGAACGAAAACUCUACAUGGUCGGUCAAACUCGUGUUCAUAUCGACAAAGUCGAGGAUUUGGGUGACUUCAUGGAAAUAGAAGUAGUUCUAUGUCCAGAACAAACACUUGAGGAAGGUCAGGAUAUAGCUAAAGAUAUACAAACAAAGCUCGGAGUGAGAGACGAAGAUUUAAUACAAUGUGCAUAUGUUGAUUUGUUAGAAAAGAAAUCUGUUUAG